AUGGCGUCCAGUUGCAGUGAAAACUUAUCAGAGUUACAUCAACUUUUUAGGUACAUAUCCUCGAAGAUUUCUCCCGCUGAAUCAGAAGAUGUCGUGCAAUCUUUGAAGAAUAUUUACGGCGAGGAAUUCAAAUCGCUAGGAAAUCAAGAUUUGUUGUCUUGUUUGGAUCGUUUGUAUGAAUUCGGUUAUGUUACCGGUACGAAACUGACUCUAAUAAAGAAGUUCAUUGCUACAAGAUCAAGCAAUGAAAAUGACAUUAACCAAAGAAUUGAAGAGUUCGAGACCUCUCACCCGCUGCAGCCUGAGCCAGAAAAGGAAUUGAGCGGAAGAACUGAUGAGGUUAAGAAAAUAACUGAAAAACUUAAAAUGAUGCCCGUUGUUAAUUUGUAUGGAUCCGCUGGGGUGGGAAAGACAACACUUGCCAAGGAAAUUGGUAAAAGAUGGGAAGUAGAAGAUGGAAAAUACUUUUAUUUUGACCUACGAAAAGCAACAGACUUGACGUCAAUUUAUGUGGAAAUUAUGGGUGCACUUAAUGUAACACCCGCAGUCGGUGUUUCAUGGAAGAUGGAUUAUGUUGUGCAAUUAGUUCACGAGCGUGUCAAAAAAGAAAGCGCAGGUCAGCCUGUUCUAUUCCUUCUUGACAAUGUGGAGCAGUUUUCUGAGGAAGAGGGAAAGGAGGGCAAGAACUUAAAAACACAAUUCAUUAUUUUUUUGGAAAAGCUUUCACAAUUUAAAGGGGAGACAGGAACAACAAACAUGCUUCUGAUCUCAAGAACUCAGCUAACAGAUUCAGAGAAAGUGACUGGUUAUGUGUUGCAGCCUCUGGAGGAAUCUUUUUCAGAGAAAAUUUUGCUUCCUGAAGAAAGUCCCAGUAUUGAGGCUCAAAAGAAAAAGAAGCUUCUUGGCAUUUGCAAAGGAGUCCCAUUGUUAUUGAAAGGAACAGCUGCAAUUUUGAAACAAAGAAGAAAAUCUCCCAAUGACCUGAUUAGUCUGAUAGAAACAUCUUCUCAAAAGGGAACUGGAGCUCCUGUUAAAUCAAAGUUGGAGGAGGAUAGUGAAGAAAAACCCUUUGAUUUUGAAGAAGAAGGAGUUGAUGAAGGGCAGAUGUCAAUAAUCAGAGAAAUGUUCUAUUCCCUACCAUCUGAUAGUUUGAGGGUUUCUGCUGUAUCAGUAUCCUUGUUUCAUGGACCCUUCCCUACUUCCACAGCUGCCAAAAUUUUGGGUGUGAGCAUUUCAGAAGCAGUGGCACAGCUUGAAGGACUGGUGACUAAUGAAAUCAUUCAUGUAGCUAAUGAAGAUGCCAAGCAGUUGAUGUAUGACAUUCAUCCCCUAUUAAGGAAGUAUGCUGAAAGCAUUAAAAAUGAUGUAAUGUUCUGUGAAUCUUACACUGAAGCGAAGGGUCGAUUUUAUGAGCACUUUAUGUCAAGGGUGAGAACAGUUGCACGAUUUGUAGAGUCUGACUAUAUCAGAGCAUUCACUGAGUUUACAAGAGAUCGCCCAAACUAUGAAUUUGCAAUUGACAUCUCCUUGCUGUCGGAGUACUUCAGUGUUCCAGGUGGAUACAAUGAAAGUGCAUUGACUGUAUCUCUUUUCAUUGCCAUGUUUUCUAGAGAUAAACUGCUUGAGUUGUUUCAUUCAUGGGCAGUGAUGUGCAAAGAUGAUGGAAAGUCAGGUAUGUAUUUUUUAGCAAUGAACAAAAUUUUAGAAAUUACUUUAUAUUUUCAAUGGCGAGAUGAUUUAAACUUAUUUCCAGAAUUUUUUUCAAAUCAGCACAAAUACAGCACUUAAAAUUCCCAACACUCUGUCAAACAAAGAAAUGUCCAUUUGAAUGAUUUAUGUUUAUUUUACUUGUCACCAUAUGGUAUAACCCAUCUAAAACAUUUCAUUGUAAUUUGCAUAUUCAACUUGUACCUAAUUUUUGCUCAGUGCAUUCACAGCCACAGAAAUUUACGGUGGCUCUGAACCUUCAUGACAGAUGUUUUAAAACAUCCAUAAAAUGAGAAAUUAUGAAAAAAGCUAUUAUGAUAUUCUGAUGGGCAAAGUCACUUAAAAGCUUGAAAGCUUGUUAGCCAUCCUUACUACAGCAGCACUUCCACUGACUGGCUGACUAAUAACUUCUACUUCAACUACCACAAGCCACCAUUUCUUCUGCUGCCAGUACCUGUGCCACAAGUACUACAACCAUACACUAUAUACUGCUUUUGCUAACUACUAACAUUAGAACUACCACUGCCACUACUGACACUGACACUGCUAUACUGUUUUUGUUACCACCACCACCACUGCUUCAACAAUGAACACUACAACUUCAACUACUACUACCAUUACUGCUAUGUACCUCUAUUACUAAUUGUUUUACCACCAUGAUUGUUUCUAUCUUUACCACUACCACUAAAGUUGAAACCCCUUAUUGGUACCUUCUUUGCUAAGAUACAGACUCAUUGUCUCAUAAUUAAACGCAGUCCAAAGCUGCUUGGGUCAGUUUUUCCAUAGGUCAGAGUCUUUAUUGCAAAAAAGUUACCACCACUUCACCCACUAUAGUAGUGCCACUGACACCACCAUAGCCACUACCUCUUUCCACUUUUUACUGCUGUUACAACCACAACCACUACCACUACCACUACCAAUACCAACACCACUAACACUACAACACUAUUAGUGCUGUUUUGUUUUAUAUUUUGAUUGUCAUAUACAUGCUUUUGCAAUACUGUAAAAUGAUGCGGUCAUGCAAAUAAAGCAAUUUAUUACUUACUUACUACAACUACCACAACCCUACCACUACCACUAUCACUACCACUACCACUACCACUACCACUACCACUGCCACUGCCACUACCACAAUCACUACCGCUACCGCUACCACUACCACUACCACUACCACUAUCACUAUCACUGCCACUAGGAAUACCACUGCCACAAUCACUACCGCUGCCACUACCACUACCACUAUCAAUACCAAUACUACUACCAUUACCACUACCGCUACCACUUUCACUACCACUACCACUAUCACUACUGCUACCACUAUCACACUACCACUACAACUACCACAUCACUAUCACUACCACUACCACUACCACUAUCACUACAAAUCUGGUGACAAGAAUGACCCAACAAACUACAGAGGCAUAUGUGUAUCUAGUUGCCUUGGAAAAAGGUUCUGCUCUAUUUUAAAUCGAAGACUUCACUUGUAUUUUGACGAAAAUAAGAUAUUACGUAAUUUCCAAAUUGGCUUUUGGCCUGAAAACCGCAUGGCAGACCAUGUUUUCACUCUAAGCACCCUAAUAGAUAAAUAUGUGCAUCAUCAUAAGGAGAAAGUCUAAACUUGUUUCGUAGAUUUUCAUAAAGCAUUUGGCUCUCACUCUGUUUGGCAUGAAGGAUUGCUUUACAAGCUUCUAAAACGAAUAUAGGAGGAAAUUUGUACAACGUCAUUAAAAGCCUUUAUUGCAACUCGACAUGUUUCAUCAAAAUCGAUGAAAACAAAACUCAGUCUUUUUUAUACUCCAGAGGUGUACGUCAAGGCUGUAUUUUAAGCCCCCUUUAAUUUAACCUCCAUUUAAACAACCUGCCACAUUUAUUCAAAAACACGUUAUGUGACCCAUUUGUUGUUCCAAAUGGGGAAAAAAUUAACUUUUCUAUGCAGAUGAUUUGGUUAUUCUAUCAAGAUUGAAAACCGUAUUGCAAAACUUUUUAAAUGCGCUUUCCUUGUAUUGUGACAAAUGGAAGCUAAGAAUUGAUCUGAAGAAGACAAAACUUAUAAUACAGUCGAACCUCCCAUAAGCGACCACUCAGUCUCUGCAUUUUUACAAGAAUUGAACCACAGGAAGUCUCUUCUGAGAAGAGGUCCAGGCACAUCUACUUUAUGGAAGAUAAUGUAUUGAAUGCAGUGUCUAAGUUAGGACAUGUGUAGUUCCAUGUUGUCACUAAAGUUCUACGUAUAUUCUAAGUAACGUAGUGUAUACAGGUAAAAUAGAGAUCAGGGAAUGCGUCAUGUGGUCACUUACAAGAGGUUAAAAACAAUGGAAAAUCAUUAACCGUCAGGCCCAAAAAGCGGUCGUGGUCUCUUACAGGAGGUGGUCGUUUACUAGAUGUUCCAACUGUAAGGCUUUGACUGGAAGAAUUUUGGUGUUUUGGAUUGGCGGUCGCUUAUGGGAGGUGGUCGCUCAUGGAGGUUCGACUGUAUUCCAGAAAUGCCCAAAGAAACCCAUUGACAUCGAAUUCAACAUAAGCAGUGAGUCAAUUGAAAUUGUCCAAGAAUACACUUAUUUAAGUACACGUUUAACUCCAGCGGGAAUCUUUACACUUGCACUCGAACAUUAAAAAGAAAAGGCCUUUCAUGCCUUUUCUAGUACUCAGAAGCAGACAAUUCUUAAUAAAUUUAAUCUUAAUACCGUAUCCCAAAUUUUUGACACAAUGAUAUUUCGAAUCUUAAGUUACAACAUUGAGGUAUGGGGAAUUAUGUACACUAAGCAAGAUUUUAAAAAUGGGAUAUUUCCCCAGUAGCAAAAAUUCACCUCAAUUUUGUAAAUGUUACAUAAUUUGUUGUAGUUAUGAAAACCUUUAUUGUAACUACACCACUGCCUCCCUUUGGAGAGUAAGGCGCAGUUAAGGUAUACUACUACUACUACUACUACUACUGCUGCUGCUGCUGCUGCGGCUGCGGCUGCGGCUGCGGCUGUGGCUAACCCUACAACUGCCACUGCCACUGCCACUGCCACUACCACUACCACUGCCACUGCCACUACCACUACCACUACCACUGCCACUAUCACUACCACUACCACUACAUCACCACUGCCACUACCACUGCCACUACCACUGCCACUACCAAUGCCACUGUCACUACCACUGCCACUGCCACUACCCCUACCACUGCCACUGUGACUACCACUGCCACUGCCACUACCACUGCCACUACCACUACAACUGCCAUUACCACUGCCACUGCCACUACCACUGCCACUACCACUAUCACUUCUUGAAGCACCGCAACAGCCACCUCCACUACAGUACACUGAGUACAGCCACUACUUCUUGCACUUCAAAUGCCGCUAGCGCUCCAACAGCUGAGGAUCAUUUAUGAAGAGAAUUAUAAACAAUGAAUGGCCAAAAAGUCGGAAUUUGUUUCUUGCAGGUUCGUUAUUUCGCGCUCUUCUACUGUGUUGGGAAGCUAGACUGGUCUCAGAAACUCAGGGUGCUCAUAAAGCUUUUGAUGUGUUGCAGAUGGCAUCGCUGUCUUUAGAACAAGUCGAUGAUCAAUCUACCGAAUAUUUCAAGCUAACUAGAGGACUCUUCUUGUAUUUUGAGGGCGAAAUCCAUUACCAAGGCAAUAACUACCAGAAAGCAAUUGAGUGUUUGAGGUCGUCCUUAGACUUAAUGGAGGGUCCGUUAAAACUUGACACCAUUCUUAUCAGGUGUUAUAAUGCUCUUGGCAAUUGUUAUUACGGACGUAAGAGACCGGACAAAGCCCUCGAGUUCUACAACAAGGCACUUAAGAUGCGAGAGGAAUUAUCUGGCUCUAAAUAUCACUACGACAUGCCAGUUUACAAAAAUCAAAUUGGCACAGUUCACGAGGACAAAGGAGAGUAUGACGAGGCAGUGAAAUGCUACACAGAUGCUCUUGAACUUUUAGAAGAGCUCAAAUGUUUGGGAUAUGAAGAUGAAGCACUUUUUCGUAGAAAUCUCGCCAAUGUUUACGUUCGCCAAGAAAAGUACAAAGAAGCCAACAAGGAGGCAAAGAAGGCGUUUAAAAUCAGACUUGAAAGGCUUGGAGAUCACCCGGAUACCGUGCGAAGCAUUUUUCAACUGGGAGUUAUCAAAGCAAACUUGAAGGCUUAUGAUAAAGCCUUGGACUUUUUCUUAAAAGCCUGGAAAAUGGAGAAAUUAUUAGGUUCGGGGAACCAUAGUCAAGUUUGGAGACUUAUUAUUAAAGGGGUCUUCGACAUGUAUGACCUGUCCUUAGAGAACAAAGGCCCCGAAGAAGAGAAUUUCAGGCGAGAGGCGUUGUCGUUUUGUGAGCGUUUCUGGAAAGGGGAGAAAGCGUCCUCACAUUUUAGCUUUACUGCUUACAACAAGGAGAUCAUUGAUGCUAUUUUAUAUUUACUGAGAAGAAAAACCAGUACGUUCAGAGUGAUGGGUAUGAAAGAAAGAGCUCUCAUAGUCGAGUACGAGAGAGAAGCUCUUUGGUUUUAUGAUAGCAUGCAGAAGGCUACGGAAGAUGACUUUAACAACGAAUUUGACGAGGCAACAGACAGUAAGGUGCUUAAUCGCAUGCUCAGAGACAGAAAUGAAUUAUUGGAGAAGUUAAUUGAACUUUGUAGUCGACAUAAGGAGCGUGACAAGCUUCUUAAGCAUAAAAAGGGAAAGAUGGAGCUGUUUAAGAAAGUGCUUGUCAGAUCAGACUUUGUUGGUGAAAAGAAACAGAAGAAAUCAACGCUAAAGAAAGCUGUGGAAGAGUUGUGCGAAGACGUUGGAGAGAAAGGAAGCAUCGAGGGAUUUCGAGAAAGUCUCUUGGAAACCUGGCAACAGCAGUGGGAAGAAGGAAAAGGUGCAGAGGAGACAAAAGAGUUCAUGGUGGCUAGGAAAAGAUUGAUCAAGGGAAUACUCAAGCUGAGCAAGGAACUUGGAAGGAAAGAUCUUUGUAAAAGAUAUGGAGAAGAAUUUUUGAGCUUUGGUGAAAGAUUAUGGGAAAUACGACACUCUGAAAUGGAACCCUCUGUGAUGCAGAAGUUCCUCAGUAAACUGAAAGAUCUGGCCUCUUCGAUUGGAGAGGGUGAGAGAGUGAAAGUCUACCUGGCUGCCUUACAGGUGAAAUUAUAUUAG
Porites lobata is the source of this 6822-nucleotide messenger RNA. Lineage: Eukaryota; Metazoa; Cnidaria; Anthozoa; Scleractinia; Poritidae. The record is from the annotation of a GenBank genome assembly.